Sander lucioperca (pikeperch) is the source of this 562-nucleotide messenger RNA. RefSeq names its product B- and T-lymphocyte attenuator-like. Gene Ontology annotation, biological process: immune response-regulating cell surface receptor signaling pathway. The record is from RefSeq and is a predicted model, not a curated record. The transcript has 3 exons. Gene Ontology annotation, molecular function: signaling receptor activity. Gene Ontology annotation, cellular component: plasma membrane. The coding region runs from base 24 to 530 and encodes 168 amino acids. Lineage: Eukaryota; Metazoa; Chordata; Actinopteri; Perciformes; Percidae.
GCUGGUUUUUGAGUGUUCCCACCAUGAGACUUGACUACUGCCUGACCACCCUUCAUGUGUCCAUCUUAGCGGCUCUCUUCCUCACUUUGGAUGCUGAUAGUCAGAAUUCAACUUGUGACAUAGAAAUUAGAGUACGUCGCAGCACGGUUUAUGAAGCUGUCCCUGGGAAAGACCUUCAGAUUAACUGCCCAGUUGCUUUCUGCAACAAUUCCCCACCGAGAAUCUCCUGGUAUAAAUAUGAGACAACUACACCUGUCCCUGUUGAUGUCAGCAGUAGCAGUCACAUUAAAACAAGGUGGACACCUUUAAAGCCUUUAGAAGGGAUAUCGUAUUUGAUCUUCCAAAAAAUACUCAGAAACGACUCAGGUGAGUAUCGGUGUCAAACUGGAGACAGUGUGAGUCAUAAGAUCUACGUCUCUGUCGAUGGUGAGGGUGAGAGUAAUGUUACACGGAAUGACACAAGUAUAAGAAAAAUGUAUAGUGUUGUGCAGCAACAAUGCUAUUCCACAUGCUUUCCAAAUCUUUAUUAGACUGGGUAAACCCAGCCCGAUCUGCCGGUGAU